This is a messenger RNA of Mesorhabditis belari, 495 nucleotides long. NCBI's taxonomy places the organism in Eukaryota, Metazoa, Nematoda, Chromadorea, Rhabditida, Rhabditidae. The record is from the annotation of a GenBank genome assembly.
AUGUGGUCGACAAUAUUUUCUUCAGUGAGUCGGACGAUUCGCACCAUUUCCCAGCGACUACCCGGCUCCAACUUACAGACUUUCUCCCGGUCAUCUCUACCCUCGACAUCUUACAAUCAAGCAGCUUCAAUCUCGACGAGCGAGAAUGUGUGCGCGAGGAAUUCAAUACUACAGCACAUGCACUAUCAGGGGAUGCCAAAAAGACGUUCGAGAAGUUGCGAUAAAUCGCCGAUCUCCGGUUACAACGCCAUCAAGGGAAUUGUAUUGAAAACGGUGAUCCGACAUCCGAAGAAGCCGAAUUCGGGCAAUCGCAAGUGUGCGAUUGUGAAGCUCUCUAAUGGGAAUGAGAUAUGUGCCUACAUCCCGGGCGUCGGUCACAAUCUGCAAGAACACUCUCAGGUAAUGGUGAAGGGUGGUCGUCGUCGUGAUCUUAUUGCCGUUCGCGCCAACAUUAUUCGCGGAAAGCUCGAUUGUGCGCCCGUUGGUGGAAAGAAA